CGCCUAUCGCCUGCCGCCUCAUUGUGCGCUAGCAGCAACGGGCGUCCGCGGCGCGGCGGCGGGGCGCGGCGCGGCGAGCCAUGAACGUGGGAGAUGGAUUAAAGCUUGAAACUGAAAUACUAGAUGGAAAGCCGAGGCUUAUUUUGGCUUCAUACGUGGGUAAAUCAAAGUCCACAGUAAAGAUGGGUAAUAAAGUCAAACUUCCCAAACAUGCAUUGAAAAUAAAACAGGCUGGACAUGUUCUGAAAUCAACACAAAACACUUGUGCCAAACAUGAACAUUUUUCAGUUAAACCCAGAAGUGAAUCAAGAUUGUCAACAAUAAAAGGGGAAAAUACCCAUGUGACUUUAUUAUCAACUCAAGAUUCAAAGGAGAUCUCAACUAGAAAACAUACUUUGAUUGUUCCAAAAGAUAAUACAAAUGGAAAGUCCAAUUUGCAUAACCCAAAAAUUGCAGUUAAAAGGCCCAAACAAAAGAUUCAAAAACCUCAUAUCUCAGCUGAAGACCUGAGGAACAGUUUGGUAUGUUUAACUCAAGAACAACUUGAACAAAUUUUGAUGACUGUAAAAGAAGGAGCCAAAACUGUCUCCCAAGUCCAGGAUGAAAAGCAAGAAACAGACCAAGCUGAAAACUCUGCUAUUACUGCUAUUGCUGCUAAUCAGAUAGAGGAAGAAAAUAUUAUGGGAUUACUCCAGAAAGCUGCUGAAGUUUCAUCUGCCCCACAUGAAAGUAAUUCUGAUUCAAGCACGAAACAAGCAGCAUCUCAGCAGGAUGAACAUAAAAUUAUUAUCAAGAACACAUGGAAACCUGCUGACAUGUUUAGUACUCUGGGUGAAAGAGAAGGAGAUAAAACCUUAUUAGAAGCAAAGAGGGCCCAGUGGAAGAAGGAACUAGAUGAGCAGGUAGCUUUAAAGAAGAAACUAAAAGAAACUUCAGAGGUAGAGACAAAAUGCUAUUUUCGGGGGAAACCUGGUAUUGAUAAAACUCAUUUGGAGAAUUUACAAACAGCCUAUCAAGCUCAGAUUAUCUUCCCAACUGACUUGAAUAUUACUGCUGAAGAAAAUCACAUUUUUAGAACCACUUUAACUGCAGAGACUAGUGAAGUUGCACCUAGCAUUUCAUACGGUCCAACUGGGCACUCUUCUAGUUUCAGUUCUCCUGACUUGCCAGCUGCCAUUCGUACAGCAUUUGUAUUAGGGGAAACUACACCAGUAGAAGACCCUAUUAGUACUGUGAAAUGUGAACAACAGAAGAAGUGGCUUGAAGAGCUGGACAAACAAAAGGAAGAAGCUAAAUUGCGAAAAAUAGAGGAGAAACAUAAUUUGUCAAAGGCUGAAGAGCAUGACAGAUGGGCAAUGCAUUUUGAUUCUUUAAAGAACCACCUUAGUGCUAAUCAACAACACCCCUUAAAUGGAACAUACAAAAAGCAGCCUGAAAUUCUUUGUCUGUCCCCCGACCCUAAGGAGCUGACUGCUUUUAUUCAUCCUUUUUCACCUGCAGCUUUAGGCCAUACCCUGUCUUCAAAGGUGGAUAAUGUAGGGAAAACUAUUGAAAACAGUGCUUUGGAACAAAGUCAGAAAGCCAAUUUCCUUCGUUCAAUGACUGCUCUUUUAGAUCCUGCACAAAUUGAGGAAAGAGACAGGCGGCGGCAGAAACAGUUGGAACAUCAGAAAGCUAUAAUGGCUCAAGUGGAGGAAAAACGAAGGAAGAAGCAACUGGAGGAAGAGCAGAGAAAAUGGGAAGAACAAGAAGAAGAACGCCGUCUAGCACGAGAACGAGAACUCAUGCAAAAGCAGUUUGAAGAAGAUAUGCUCAAACAAAAAGAAAAGGAUGAAAUCAUGACUCUUAAAACAAAUAAACUGUAUCAGACAAUGCAGAGAGCUCAAGAACUGGCACAGAGACUGAAACAGGAACAGCGUAUUCGACACUUGGCUCAGAAAGGACAUGAUAUUUCAAAACUGCAGAAGAACCUUGCAGGAGGUGAUUCAGUAUGCGUGAAUUAUAAAACUGACCUUUCAAAUUUCAGUCAUGAUAAUUUCUCUGAAGACUUUAGUUCUAAGAUGGAUCAGAAUGUAAAAGAAACCUCCCCUAGGAGAGACACUGCUGUGCAGACAGAUGACUUCAACUCCAGAGCAUAUAUCAAUUCUGAAUCACGCAUUGAGCCAGAUGUAGAAAGGAGAAAUGUGGAUGGUACAUCUCCAGAUAUUUCCGUAGAAUACAAAGAGAAAUUUAAUAGCAAGAAGUGCCAAAAAGGAAUGCAGUGCCCAGAUAAAAAGAAAAUUUCAGAAAAAGAGAAUAAUGGCACUUAUUAUAGUGCUCAAUAUGACCAAUUUGCAAGACAAGAAAAACAAACAAAACCUAUGGGAAAAUAUGGAAAGAGACCUGACUGGAAUAUAAACAAACCUGGAAAAAGAUAUAUUCCAGCCUCAGAGAGAUAUCCUCAACGGCUACAAAGACAAAGGGAAGAAAAGAAAGUAAGACGACAAAUGGAGCUGCUUCAGUUGGUAGAAAGGAAUACCCCAGGUAAUCUCUGUAUAAAGAAAGGUCCUUCCCCAGAGAGGUCUCCUUCACCUCACCAGAAAACUGACAUGAAGAGCAAGGGACAUACAGUCGGAAAGGAAGAACCAUCUCCAAACAUUCAUGAAGAAAGAUGUGAAUCACCGCCGGUACCAGCAGUUAAAAAUAGAUUAUACCAAAUACAACAAAAACAGAUGAAUGCUUCUAAUUUCCCAGUCCAUAAUGGCAAUAUCGGAAGAGAGAAAAAUACCAAUGCAGAUAUGCAACAGAGGAAAUCAUCUCCAGUUACUGAACCUGAAAGGCCCCCUUCUUCUCAUUUUAUUCCUUAUGUUCGAACAAAUGAAGUAUAUUACCUUGAUCCAGAUGCACCAAUGACUAGACCUUCAACACAUGAUCCACAGUAUCGACAGUUUAAUGAUUCUUACCAUACACCACGACAGAUUUUUAGCUCUGAUCACGUGAGAGAUCCACUUCUUAAUCCUGAAGUUGUGAAAAACAAAGACCGGCAACAGGCAAUCCUCAAAGGACUGUCAGAAUUACGCCAGGGAGGCUUCAGGAUGCUGCCGAGCGGUGUCGCUAGCAAGUCUCAAUUGUAAAUAUCCGCCGUUGUGAUCACGUUGUGCUCGUGCCGUAUCAUGACUACCGCUGAAUAUCUUGCCCAUCCUGCAACUAUGGCUAAGUAUAACUCUCAGAUAACUGGCAUAUUUGAUUAACAGAGUUUUUACUAUACUGAGUUUAUUUUAGUGAAAAGUCUGUAAGCAUAAUGAAGGUAACACACACUGCACAAAAGGAAGGCAUUAAUUGCUAGACUGUGUACUUAACACAUUCCUGUGGAUAGGGCAAAAAGCUGCACAGAGUAAGACAUGCCAUACAUCUAGAUAGUAAGAUAGAAAUUUGUUACUUUACCUGUUAACAAUUAGAUAAUAGCAGAAUGUGGUUCAAAGCAAAUUGAGAAAACAGGUUUGACUGCUGACUUCUAAUGCUUCCCUGCUAAAUAACAUGGUAUUUGAGUGGGUGAAGGGUUGGAGGAACAGAUGGGGCAGCAGAAAAGUAAAAAAUACAUCAGUGUGCAUUUGAAAGAAUGCUAUUAAAAUACCUACCUAGCUCACGUUCUUUCCCUGCAAGUUGGCUUGUCUGUCACACUUUAAAUUAUUAAAUGAAGGGGUGGGGGGAAAGCUUCGACUAACUACACCUCCUACAAAGUCUGUUAGUCAAACUGGAAAAAGAAAACAAUGUAUCACUUGUUCCUCUUUUAUGUAUUUAUUUCCUGAGCUUAUUUAAAGUGCAACCAACAAACAGUAAAGAACCAGGACAGGUGUCUGCUUAGUUGUAGAGUUUUUUCCCCCAAAAAAGUAAAUUCAGGAAUUCAGCUGUGUGAGAAGGAGACACAACUUACUAAAUCUGGCGAAUUGUUGGGUUUUUUUUCAAUGGUGGAGAUUUAAAAGAAAUGUCAGACACUGUUUUGACAUAUCCAAAGCUAGCUUGAGUUUUUGCUUUGCUAAGGUAUAUUUAGUUUUAAAUUGACCUGCGUUUUAAAAAUAAAAUUAAAGAACCCUCCCAAAAAAAGAGACAUUUAUUAGCCCUGAAAUAAGUGUUAUGAUUUUUUUCAGUUAUUUUGUUUCACUGAUAAAAAUGUUACUUUUAUAGUUCACUUGGAGCCAAACUCUUGAUUUGGGAAUGGGGAAGGAAGAGGUUGGUUCAGCCACUGACCCAAAACAGUCCAUUAAAUGUUUUCACAGCUGUAUUAAGAAACCAGACUGCCUUUACUAUUCAUCUUACAUUCCCUACAGUAUGUGGGUGCACGCGCACAUGUACAUGGCCUUACUAUUUCAGAACUUAAACUAUUUAAAGAUAGUCUUUGAAAAAAACAAAACCUAGCCUUUUGCUUCCUUCCCAUUAGUACUUGCACCAUCCCAGUUCUACUGUUUGAAAAGGCCAGUUUUCUAGAUGUUACCUGGCCAGAAAUAGAGUUCUGGAGUAUUAAGGCGCAUGGUUGACAGCUGAGAGGUCACAAGUUUGAGGCCAUAGCAGAAUUGCUCACAGUGCAACACUGUCAAAUUCCAACAAAUCUGUGAGUUCUACUAAAUAUCUUGUCACAAGGACACAAAAAAAGAAAGGAACGGUAGAGUUAUCUUUUUCCUCAUCUACUGGCAAGUUAUUUUCAGGUUGCAUUUAAUGGUAUUCUACUAUAAAAAAAUGCAUCCAUCCCAGUAAAGCACUAGAUGGUAGCUUUACAAGUAGAUCUCUGCUCUUGGAAGCUGCUUGUGUUAAUGUCUUAAUGAAAACUAUACACUAACAUAGUGCUGUUUAGGACAACAAGGAUUUACAAUAGCUACAAGCAGUCUGUCUUUUUCUAAGGCAGCUACAAGAUGACACUGCCAUUUUUAAAACCAGUUCCACGUCCCUCUCUAAGCAUAAGAACCAAGGGCAGACUAUGUUUCAAAGUAACUACAAAUAGUAAACAUAGCCUGUAAUCUCUUGUUCCUGUGGAGAUGUACUCCUGCAUGUACAUAUUUGGUACAGUGUCCCUAUUUAGGCAAGGGUGGAAGUGCUCCUUCUCAUCCCAUUCUAAGAUAAUCACAAGUAGUUAACUAUAAAUAUGAGUGCCUGGCUGAGAAAUGUAGUAUGACCUGUAGGGGAAGACACGGGGUUUAUCAUUAACUUUCCACACAGCUGGAUAUGUUAAAUCUUCCCGCCCCAAAUAGGCACGUGGGGUUCUUUCUGAACUGAAUGAAACACUUGCCAAGCAUCCCUGUUUUAAAUUGUAGACUGUUUUGCAAAGUGGUGCUCAGUUUGUUGAUUAAAGAUGGGAAUGGAUGAAGAUUGUAGAGACAGCCAAGAACUUGCAGUGCUAAACUGCUAUUUAUAGUAGGUGAUUGAAGGCUUCUUUUGUUCCAACAUAUCCUGAUUUUCUUCCUUGCUGAGUUUACUGAAGAGCUUGUGUUAAGUGUUUUUAAAGAGCUGUUGUCAGUGACUACAACCUUCCUAUAGGAGUGGGGACUAGGGUUAGCAAUUUGGGGAAAGAAUAUUGUUUUUGUGAGGCUUUUGUUUCAACAAAGAACAUGUUUAAAGCUUUUGGAGCCCUCUCUUCAGGUCAACUACUUGGAUGCUGUCAGCACAUUUAAUUGGUUGCUACAGGUCUCUCUUGCUAUGGCCAUUGCUUGUCUCAUGCAAGUUACAGCACAGAAAGCACAGCCCAGCUAUGAAGAUGAAGAGGAAGAGGAGGGUUGUUGGGUUUAAACAUCUCCAAGAUGCCUUUUGUUUCUCAGAACUUGAGGUCUUUCUGGGGUUGGUGUAACUUGCCUACAAGGUUCAGGCAUGACCAGACACUGCAGUGUUUGGCAGCUCUGCCUUUGGGCUUUUCCACAGCUAGAACUGACUGCUGAAGUACAGAAGACCUUAGCUGUUUAACACGUUCCACUCCUGUGCUGAGCUCAGCUCUAAGCUUCCGUCAGCAAAGCAGCUUUUAAAUAAGACUGCAUAUGCUACUCUGCACAGCCUUUGUCCUGGAGGCCAGAGUAGAGGUGUAACCAUUAAAAGACCUACACGGGUUAAAAUCUCUCAUCUAUUUAUUUAUGUUACUACUUGUAUAGGGAGGCAAGCCUCCUCCAUUUAAAUCAUUUUUUUGAAAAGCAGUGGAGUUAAAACUGGCUGCCCAGCACAGCUAUUGGACAUUACUCUCUUCCUCAGCCAGGAUAUGUUGCAGAAUUCUUUAUUCCCAGUUUUCUAAUGCAUACAUGGUGCCAGCAGAGAAUAACUUAAAAAUCUUUCAGCUGAAAGUAUAGGUUGAUCAUAUGGCCUGCAUCUCUAGGUUUCAACUUCAAAAUGAUGGACACAGAAUUUUGUUUGAAGUAUUCAGGUUUAUUUUAUUAUAAAUCCUAAGUUGCAUACUACAAACACUUGUGUUAGAAUAAGCGGACCUUUCCAUACAUAAUUAUGUAUACCCCCGCUCCAGUUCAGUGCACAGGACAGACAGUGAAUACGUUAAGAGUGGCAAAAUGAGAAAAAGGAAAUCUUUUCUUGUAAAAGUCCCCAUUCUGAAAGGCAGGAAUGUUUGUGUUUUGUUUUUUUAAACUGGUUUAGAACAGCUGUUUUUUAAAGGAAUAUGAUAAGUGAUCAGUCACCACUUGUCUUGUAGAGGGAGAAGGGCACUCAAGUGUAUAUUUACAUUCUUUCAGGGACUUCUACAGAAGCAGAAGGAGCUGGAGACUCGUCUGAUUCCAGCCAUAACUCAAGAAGAAAGCUUUCUGUCGCCAUUUUAAAAAGGUACAAG
Alligator mississippiensis (American alligator) is the source of this 6790-nucleotide messenger RNA. It is a transcript of the gene CCDC66, whose product is annotated as coiled-coil domain containing 66. The transcript is spliced from 19 exons. Gene Ontology annotation, cellular component: microtubule; cilium. NCBI's taxonomy places the organism in Eukaryota, Metazoa, Chordata, Crocodylia, Alligatoridae. Bases 81 to 3113 code for a protein of 1010 amino acids. Gene Ontology annotation, biological process: cilium assembly. Gene Ontology annotation, molecular function: microtubule binding. The record is from RefSeq and is a predicted model, not a curated record.